This is a messenger RNA of Cololabis saira (Pacific saury), 1883 nucleotides long. RefSeq names its product E3 ubiquitin-protein ligase TRIM47-like. The transcript is spliced from 3 exons. Lineage: Eukaryota; Metazoa; Chordata; Actinopteri; Beloniformes; Belonidae. The record is from RefSeq and is a predicted model, not a curated record. Bases 78 to 944 code for a protein of 288 amino acids. Gene Ontology annotation, molecular function: zinc ion binding.
GGUGCAUCACAACGCUGUCAGAGCCUCGGAGCAGGCACGUUGGUAGGUGCUAAACAAAGAUCUUUUUCCCAGACAGCAUGCAACAGCAGACUUUGAGUUUGGGCCUGGGGUCGGGGGCUCCCGCAUGCUGCAUCUGCCUGGAGGAGUUCAGCAGCCCCGCCUCGCUCCCCUGCGGACACCGCUUCUGCCUGAGCUGCAUCGGAGAAUACUGGAGGAUCUGUGAAGUCUGCCAGUGUCCCCUCUGCAAGGCCGUCUUCCCCAAGAGGCCGCAGCUCAAACCAGACCACGAACUCAGCAAUCAGGAGGCGUCUCUAAGAGCCGGGGAGGUUCCCUGUGACCUCUGCCCUGCCAAGCGCCCUGCAGUCAAGUCCUGCCUGGUGUGCAUGUCCUCCUACUGCGCCGCUCACCUGGAGCCGCACUACCAGAGCGAAGAACUUGGGCGCCACCUUCUGAUCAGUGUGAGCAAGAACCUGGAGGACUCUGUGUGCCGGCUGCAUGGGAAGCAGCUGGAGAGGUUCUGCAGGAGUGACCAAACGUGCAUUUGCACUAAGUGUGCACGGACGGAGCACCACGGACACCACAUCGUUUCUAUCAGCAAAGAAGCUGCGAAGAAAAAGGUUAAACUCAAACGCAGGUGUGUGAAACUUCAGCAAGAGAUUCAAGAGAGACUGAGCAAGCUCGAGAAAAUCAAGGCCCCUGUCGCUGGAGAAGAUCCAAAAGCAGCCUGGGUCCAAAAUAAGGAGCUCACAAAACACCUGGAGGAAGAAAUCAAUGAGCUGCAGGGGAGAAAGGCUGAGCUGGAGCGGCUUUCACUGACUGAGGACGACUUGCAUUUCUUGCAGGUCUGUGUCCUGCUCGGAAGUGAGCGGAUCCAGGACAGCAACUAUCAAGCAUCCUUUAAUCCUGCCCUGUCGUCACGGAGACUCCUCGACUCCGCCUCCUGACUGCAAGAACACGAUGAUGCUUCAUCUCCACGAGAUCUCCAAAGUAAUUUCUCUGAAAUGCCUCAAGUGUGUAACAUUCAGACGGACAUAAGAAAGGAUGGCAUUAUUUUGGGCUUGGCGGCUUCAUCCCACGGUCCAAAAACAUGUUUGUCAGAUUGAUAGGUGACUCUAAACUCUGCUCGGGAGCAAAUGCAGCGUUGUUUGUGUCGUUGGAAAUCCAUGUCUCUGUGGUUGAGAGCCCUUGCGUACACUUUGAGGGAGCCCUAAACUGAAAAUAUGUCAUACGGUGAACCAUCCAGAUUUGCAGAGUACUGUGACAUCACAGAACCAGAUUUGGUUAGAUUUAUCUGGAGCUGCUGUGACAUGGUUGAAAAGCAGCCGCCGUAUUGGCAUUUUGAGUAAACCACGUCUGAAACACUUCAUUUUCCCAGGUACAACUUGUGAAUAAAGGGCAGUUUAGGCAGUGGUGGACAAUAACGGAGUAAAUUUACUUGAGUACUGUACUUAAGUACAUAUCCAGAGGAUUUGUACUUUACUUGAGAAUUAGAUUUCUUUGGUACUUAUUACUCUUACUUGAAUACAUUUCCAAGACAAAUAUUUUUACUUUUACUCGAGUAAAUUUCUAGGAAGGCUGAAAAGUACUCGAUACUUUCAGGUCUGCUCUUUUUUCUUCUUCCCUAAAAUCCUAUUGGACACAAGCUGUUUUUGUGAAAGGAGGAGACCUAUCACAGUGCACGCUCUCCACUGGGAUGUACGUAAAGCGGAAAUACGUCAAGCCUCCUCAAAACGAUACCGCCAAAGUAGCCUGCGUUUGUCAAGACAGAGCCGCAACAAGUCAAGACAUAGCCGCAACAAUGGCUACGCCUGCUUUUUUUGCAAAGCAGUGGUCUUUGAGGGGGAUCCAGACUUAGUUGGAUGGUGCAGGUUCAUUUGGUUUCA